This is a messenger RNA of Penicillium brevicompactum, 414 nucleotides long. RefSeq names its product mitochondrial 54S ribosomal protein mL43. Gene Ontology annotation, biological process: mitochondrial translation. Lineage: Eukaryota; Fungi; Ascomycota; Eurotiomycetes; Eurotiales; Aspergillaceae. The coding region runs from base 1 to 414 and encodes 137 amino acids. The record is from RefSeq and is a predicted model, not a curated record. Gene Ontology annotation, molecular function: structural constituent of ribosome. Gene Ontology annotation, cellular component: mitochondrial large ribosomal subunit. The transcript has 3 exons.
AUGCCUUUGCGCGGAAUUCGGACCUCAACGGCGGCCAGGAACGGCGCCGGAGCCUUUAUCCUACAAUGCAAACGUCUUGACUUCCACUACUGCAAUUGGGCAGGCAGCUCGAAGGGCAUGGUCACGUUCCUGGAGCAAUUCCUCCCCGCCUUCGCUCGCGAAAACCCUCAGAUUGAGAUCCGUGUCUCUCCUCGACCCCAAAAGCACCCUCUUAUCAAGGGACUCUACAUCAACGGCCGUGAGAAGCCUGUAUGCGUACGAAACCUGGAGCCUAGCGAGAUUCUAAAGAAAGCAAACCUUCUCAAGGAAGCCAGCGGGGAGAAGCUGAAGCGUACGAAGAAGCCAGUGACAAGUUUGAACGAGAGUGUGCGUGGUAUCUGGUCGCCAUACCACGGUGAUUUGCGCGGUGUUUAG